Strongylocentrotus purpuratus (purple sea urchin) is the source of this 3180-nucleotide messenger RNA. Its product is annotated as mucin-5AC-like. The coding region runs from base 1 to 3180 and encodes 1059 amino acids. Gene Ontology annotation, molecular function: protein binding. The transcript has 8 exons. The record is from RefSeq and is a predicted model, not a curated record. NCBI's taxonomy places the organism in Eukaryota, Metazoa, Echinodermata, Echinoidea, Camarodonta, Strongylocentrotidae.
AUGGGUUACACAAUUCUUCAACUAAUCCGUAACUAUUCUGAUAUCAUUCUUCAACCAUUCGGUGUAUUCGCUAACUAUUCUGCUAUCAUUCUUCAACCAUUCGGUGUAUUCGCUAACUAUUGUGCUAUCAUUCUUCCACCAUUCGGUGUAUUCGCUUACUAUUCUGCUAUCUUUCUUCAACCAUUCGGUGUAUUCGCUAACUAUUCUGCUAUCUCUCUUCCAUCAUUCGGUGUAUUCGCUAACUAUUCUGCUAUCAUUCUUCAACCAUUCGGUGUAUUCGCUAACUAUUGUGCUAUCAUUCUUCCACCAUUCGGUGUAUUCGCUAACUAUUCUGCUAUCUUUCUUCAACCAUUCGGUGUAUUCGCUAACUAUUCUGCUAUCUCUCUUCCAUCAUUCGGUGUAUUUGCUAACUAUUCUGCAAUCAUUCUUCCACCAUUCGGUGUAUUCGCUAACUAUUGUGCUAUCAUUCUUCAACCAUUCGGUGUAUUUGCUAACUAUUCUGCAAUCAUUCUUCCACCAUUCGGUGUAUUCGCUAACUAUUGUGCUAUCAUUCUUCAACCAUUCGGUGUAUUCGCUAACUAUUCUGCUAUCAUUCUUCAACCAUUUGGUGUAUUCGCUAACUAUUCUGCUAUCUUUCUUCAACCAUUCGGUGUAUUCGCUAACUAUUCUGCUAUCAUUCUUCAACCAUUCAGAACAACACCAGGAACGGCAAUAGUUACAACACCGGGAAUAUCCUUCAAUUCACCACCUCAAACAACACCAGGAACUGCAACAGCUACAACACCGGGUACAAUGCCUGCUUCUAAACCGGAUACAACGCCAGCUACUACACCUGGACCAACAUCAGCUACAACACCUGGAACAACACCAGAUACAACACCGGGAAAAACAUUCGGUUCAACACCUCAAACACCACCUCAAACAACACCGGGAACUUCAUCGGCUACAGCACCGGGUACAUCGCCAGCUUCCACACCUGGAACAACAUCAGCUUCAGCACCUGAAACAACAUCAGAUACAACAGGGGGAACAACAUUCGGUUCAACACCUCAAACACCUCCUCAAACAACAUCGGGAACUUCAACAGCUACAGCACCGGGUACAUCGCCAGCUUCUAAACCUGGAACAACAUCAGCUACAACACCUGGAACAUCACCAGGUACAAAACCGGAAACAACAUUCGGUACGACACCUCAAACAACACCUGGAACAACAUCAGCUACAACACUUGGAACAACAUCAGAUACAAAUCUGGGAAUAACAUUCGGUUCAACACCUCAAAGACCACCUCAAACAACACCAGGUACUUCAACAGCUACAGCACCGGGUACAACGCCAGCUUCUACACCAGGAACAACAUCAGCUACAACACCUGGAACAACACCAGGUACAAAUCUGGGAACAACAUACGGUUCAACACCUCAAAGACCACCUCAAACAACACCAGGAACUUCAACAGCUACAGCACCGGGUACAACGCCAGCUUCUACACCUGAAACAACAUCAGCUACAACACCUGGAACAACACCAGGUACAAAACCGGGAACAACAUUCGGUACAACACAUCAAACAACACCGGGAACUUCAACAGCUAUAACACAGGGUACAACGCCAGCUUCUACACCAGGAACAACAUCAGCUACAACACCUGGAACAAGACCAGGUACAAAUCUGGGAACAACAUACGGUUCAACACCUCAAAGACCACCUCAAACAACACCAGGAACUUCAACAGCUACAGCACCGGGUACAACGCCAGCUUCUACACCUGAAACAACAUCAGCUACAACACCUGGAACAACACCAGGUACAAAACCGGGAACAACAUUCGGUACAACACAUCAAACAACACCGGGAACUUCAACAGCUAUAACACAGGGUACAACGCCCGCUUCUACACCUGGAACAACAUCAGCUACAACUCCUGGAACCACACCAGGUACAAAACCGGUAACAACAUUCGGUACAACACCUCAAACAACACCGGGAACUUCAACAGCUACAACACCAGAUACAACACCGGGAACAACAUUCGGUACAACAUCUCAAACACCACCUCAAACAACACCGGGAACUUCAACAGCUACAACACCGGGUACAACAUUUGGUACAACAUCUCAAACACCACCUCAAACAAGACCUGGAACAACACCAGGUACAAAACCGGGAACAACAUUCGGUACAACACAUCAAACAACACCGGGAACUUCAACAGCUACAACACCGGGUACAACGCCAGCUUCUACACCUGGAACAACAUCAGCUACAACUCCUAGAACCACCCCAGGUACAACACCUGGAACAACAUCAGCUACAACUCCUGGAACAACAUCAAGUACAAAACAGGGAACAACAUUCGGUACAACAUCUCAAACACCACCGGGAACAACCCCAGGUACAGCACCGGAAACAACUCCAGGAACAGGAAACGAUCCGUCUGACACACAGUCAAGCAUCACAACUAUUCAUGGACACAUAAACUACGAGCCUGAUGAUGUCUAUGUAGAUACCAAUGAAAUGUGGUUUGCUGUCAUAGGAGCAAAUGGUUACUCCGGGCUCCGAAUGGACGUUGAGAUCAUUUCCAUUGACCUAUCAACCUCAUUUGCCUGUUCAAUCUCCAACAUGAACGUGUCACCGACUGCCCUCUGCGAUGGAAUUUACCAAUGCAAUCAUUUCGAGGAUGAAUUAGCAUGCAAUACCAAUACGAUGUGGUUAGCUGUCAUAGGAGCCAAUGGUUACUCCGGGCUCCGAAUGGACGUUGAGAUCAUUUCCAUUGACCUAUCAACCUUAUUUGCCUGUUCAAGCUCUAACAUGAGCGUGUCACCGACUGUCCUUUGCGAUGGAGUUUACCACUGCGAUCAUUACGAGGAUGAAUUAGCGUGCACUAGGAAUUUGGGAGUCGUCUUUGACCAUCUGUUCAAUAUGGAAAAGCAUGUUUCAUCCAUUUGCAGAAGUGCAAAUUUCCACCUUCGGAAUGUCAGGAGAAUCCGUAAAUACAUGUCGAAGCAGACUACAGAACAGAUCAUCCAUGCCUUGGUAACUUCCAGAUUGGACUGCUGUAACGCCCUCCUGGCCCCCCAGUACCUCUCUGAGAUGGUAUUAGUAACGCAGUCAGUGAGGUCAGAGGUCUUCAGCGGCUACGAGACUAGUCGUGUCAAUGACUAUAACGGUUACGUAUGA